AACAAAGUUUUCAAGAAAGAAGUCGAUUUCUCGGGAUGAUGGACAGCAGAAGGUUGCAUAAUAACAGUGUUGAAUUAAAGGGGAAUUACAAGUCUCUCCACCCAGCCCACUUGAGAGCAAGCAAUUUGCUUAUCUUUAGAGUCAGAACCUAUCUGAUAGAUCUGAGCGCGAGAUAAAUAUGGAUGAUCCUUAUCAAAGGAUAUACACAAAUAGAAGUUUAUCAAUCCAGAAAGAGAGAAACUUGAAUAGGAAUAAUUUACCAAGAAAGCCCCUCAGUCAGUUUAGAAAUAGUAGGGAUAUUAGUUAUCAAGGAAGCUAUGAUCAGAAUAGAGGUACUAAAGAGAGCCUAAAAAAUUAUCAAAUAAUUCCCCCUUCGGACUAUUCUCCCCAAAUAACCCCUUCCUCCUCCGCUCAAAAUCUAUCCAGCCUAACUUACCUCCGACCAGAAAUCCCCUCUAAAAUCCCUUCAGCCUCCCUCCAAAUAACUGGCAUGCAACGGAACAACAUCGUGCUUGCUGCUAGGCUUGAACUAGCUUCUCGUAAGAAUUUUGAGCUGAAGAAGAAAUAUAAGCAUCAGGUGAAUGCUAAGAACCAGAAGUUGAUGGAGGAAAUGAGAUAUCGGGAUUAUAAGAAUAAUAUGAUCAAAAAGCUAAAUUUCUCAGACCGUGUCAAUGAAUUCUUUGACCAGCAUCCGACAAAAAGGGAUUAUGAUAGAAGCGGUAUUGAUAGCCCUGCCCAAUUAUCAAGAAUGAUCACCACUGAUCACCAAAGAGAAGAAGAUGCUAAAAUUCUUGAGUCUCUUCCUAAACAAGAACCUCGACUUUUCACUGAAAAAUUAAAAGAACAAGAAUUAAAAUUUAAAGAAAUGAUUGAAAACAAGAAGAAAGCUGGAGUAGUUGAUCCUCGAGAUGAACAAAUAAACCAACAAAAAGAAAGUAGAGAUAACCUAAAACUAAUCCAUGGUCUCAACCUCAAACCUUUCGAUAAGAAUGAAUACCUGGAUAAAGAACUCUUUGAAGAUAUUAAGAAGUCUAAAAGAGAAAGAGCAAGAGAAUCGAUAAUUCAGCUAGUGAAUAAAUCCAGUUUUCUUCAGAAGACUAAAGACAAUCUCAAGGGACCUGAGAUUAAGCCCUUCAGGAAGUUCAAAGCAGUGGCAAAAACCAUAUUCGGUUUUAUAUGGCUAUACAAACAAACUAAAUUAAUCCGUGAAAAUCUGAUCAAAGAGCAAAAGGUACAGAAAAAGCCAGUUUAUUCAGUAAAUUCUGAAGUAACGAAGAAUUGGAUGAUCCAAAGUGUUUUAAAAUAACAUGAUACGUUAUGUUGUAAACAAUGGCUCCUUAUCUCUGAACUUUUUGGUCAAAAAUCUUGAUUCAAAGACGGUAAAUAAAAGGAUCAGCAAGUGAUUCUCGAUUAUCAAGUUUUCUAUCAAGCAAGUUAUCGAGAAUUGAUGCUCAAAAAGUAUUCCUCCAAGCUUAUUGUUAUUCUUCCAAGAUAAUUUUCGCAAUGGCUCAUUACUCCUUCCUGAGCAUGUUGAACAAUUUGAGGUUGAAAGAAUUGACACUGAUGAAAAUGGAGUAAUGUAUAAAGUUACCCAAGAAGUGAAGGAUUUCAUGCGACUUUACUUCUUAUUUGGAAAAAUCUUUAUUCAAGUACUCACCCAACCAAAGUCCUUAGGCGUAAAGAUUUCUACAUCUGCUAGGAGAAAUUUUAAGAUCAUAUGAAGUGUUCUGUUCCAUAUCUUGUGACAAUAUUUCAGAAGAAUUUUACCAUCCAAAGAGUAUGAAAGUGACCCUCUCUAUGCAGAAGAAAACGAAGAAAGCUAUGCUAAAGCAGAUGAGAAAAGAAUUUUCACAAUCAAAGAGAUCAAAGAGGCGUUCUCUCACACCAAAGAAGUCACUGAGGUUGAGGGAUACUUGAUCAACUGUGCUAAGAAGAUUCAGUCAAUGCUCAAGAAGUAA
Messenger RNA from Moneuplotes crassus, 1958 nucleotides. The record is from the annotation of a GenBank genome assembly. NCBI's taxonomy places the organism in Eukaryota, Ciliophora, Spirotrichea, Euplotida, Euplotidae.